Exophiala spinifera is the source of this 1476-nucleotide messenger RNA. RefSeq lists its product as uncharacterized. The transcript has a single exon. The record is from RefSeq and is a predicted model, not a curated record. NCBI's taxonomy places the organism in Eukaryota, Fungi, Ascomycota, Eurotiomycetes, Chaetothyriales, Herpotrichiellaceae. Gene Ontology annotation, molecular function: iron ion binding; monooxygenase activity; heme binding. Bases 1 to 1476 code for a protein of 491 amino acids.
AUGUUGCUCAUCUGUAUACUACUUUACCCCAUUCUCCAGCCCAUCUACGCCUACUUUCGAGACGCGAGUGGGCUGCGACAGUUCCCUGCUCCUUCGUACGCAGGGCUGUCGAGUCUCUGGCGCAUUGGACACGCAAUUCGAAAGAAACAUUACCUUGCUGUACACAAUGCCCACAAGGCACUCGGCACGCAUGUGCGCAUUGCGCCCAACCACAUCUCCAUAUGCGACCCGGCCGCGAUGACUGAAAUCUAUGGGCACGGGACAAAUAUGCUGAAAGAGGGAUGGUAUGACGGCGGAGCGGGAGUCUACCGUAACAUGGGAGAUACUCGUGACAAGGCUGAGCACCAAAGCAAGAGGAAGAAAUUCGCCCACGUCUUUGCGCAGAAAACUAUCGUUGGUCUGGAACCAGUAGUCCACAGCAUGGUGCAGACUCUGAACUCUGAAAUCGAUAAAAGAGCAGCAUCUGGUGAGACCAUCAACGUGCGUCGCUACCUCAACUAUUUCACUAUCGACUUGAUCUCCAAGUUGCUCUUCGGGGAGUCGUUGGGGUGCAUGACCCGAGGUAACGACACUGUAUCGGCCGAGACGAAGGAUGGCAAGGUGUACGAGACCACCUUAAUCGAUGCGCUUCAUCUAUCCAUGAGCAUCAACACCCCUCUGGGCAUGGAAGCGCCGCUACUACCGUACACCACGCGGCUCUUCGCCUUCCACCCCUAUAGGCGAGCAGGAGCCAGGUUCGAAGACAUCGUGUAUCACAACACCAUGAAGCGGUUGCGCAAGACCGAGGACCAAGAUGACUUCUUUGCGAAGCUCCUAGUCAACAACAAAGGGGAGGAGCUCAACUUGGAACUCGGCGAGAUCCUGGCUGAAAGUGGUGUCAUCAUGAAUGCUGGAAGCGACACGACGACCUCUGCACUUACGAGCACAGUCUUUUUACUGUACAAGCAUCCUCAAGUGCUGGCGAAGCUUCGUAAAGAGCUCGACGCUAACCUUGGCGACGUCGCCAUACCUGCAUACGAAGCAGUUGCCAACUUGACAUACCUCCGGGCAUGCAUUGAGGAGUCACUUCGUCUUCGGCCAGCUCAGUCUAUUGGUCUUCCACGUACGGUUCCCGCUGGCGGUCGUACGAUCGCUGGCCGUUUCAUUGAAGAAGGCGUCACCGUGUCUGUUCCGACAUACACCCUGCUUCGUGAUCCUCGAGCGUUUGACGAGCCGGAAACCUACAAUCCCGAUCGUUGGAUGACAGGCGACAAAGAGAAAAUGGCGCGGUAUCAUCUGCCCUUCAGCGUGGGGCCGCGGGCUUGUAUCGGACGAAACAUUGCCUAUUUUGAGCAGCUCAUCGUGAUUGCGGAUCUCGUGAAGAACUAUGAUUUCGAACUGCUAUCCAGCGACUUUGAACUGGAAAAUUUUGAGCGCCUCAAUUCCAAUCCUGGAGAGUUACCGAUGAGAGUCAGAAGGAGGAUAAACAACAUGUGA